Molecule: messenger RNA, 1809 nt
Organism: Coprinopsis cinerea okayama7#130
Lineage: Eukaryota; Fungi; Basidiomycota; Agaricomycetes; Agaricales; Psathyrellaceae
Exons: 1
Coding region: 1-1809 (602 amino acids)
Source: RefSeq, a predicted model, not a curated record
AUGCCCACACAGCUACCAGAAUCCAUACUCCACUCGUCGUUUGUCCCAAAUGACGAUGAAGCCGUUGCUGUUCGAGAUUAUAUCCAACACUCGAAGGCUUCGCUUUCCAACUUGGAUACGGAGAUCGAACGUCUCAGAGCCUCGCUUCAAGCCCUGGAAUUUCGGAGGCUCACUUUACAAGAGGAUAUAGCUCAACACGAAGCGAGCCUCUCACCUCUUCGACGCCUCCCACCCGAGAUCUUGUCCGAGAUCUUCCUCUACGCGCAAGGGGAUGCGACCGUUUCCUGGCCUCGAGUGGACACGACCGGCGCCUCGGACAUACCAUGGAAGUUUGGGAGGGUGUGUAGCUAUUGGCGGACAGUUUUCAUGUCGCUUCCCAAGCUUUGGUCGCGGAUAAACAUCGACUUGUCGACUGUGCGGCUGGCGAGUUUGGAAGCCAACCAUCCGGUUCAAGCGCGGGCACACGAGUUCCUCCAGGCAUGCCUCCAUCGAUCAGGCACCGAACCGCUAUGGAUCUCUCUACGGUAUCAACCUGGAGGAGUGGGAGGCCCAGGGAGGGCCCAAGACGACAGGACCGCCGAACUCGCCUCUUCGUUGCUUGCGGUGUUGGUCGGGGAUGCAGAACGGUGGCAAGAUGUGGCACUAGAUCUCGACAAUCUCUUCAGCUAUCGAUCCAUCCUCGCUGCCACACGAGACAGACUACCCAUCCUACACGCUCUCAGCCUCUCUUCUUCCGGCAAUUUGGCACCAGCGCCGCGACCCUGGCAAGCGAUCGAGUCGUUCCUCAAUGCGCCACGGCUGACGAGGCUGACACUGAACAAUAUCGCCCAUCCGACGCACCACCUUCGAAUGCCCUGGGGUCAACUCAAGUACCUCCGUUCAAAAGGAAGCACGUUCCUUGAAGGCGAGUUCAGUCGGAUCCUCAAGGAGUGUGUGUUGCUGGAGGAAUUCACGACCGAGGACGAGCGGGUUUUGGAGGUAGCCGCCACGACGGCCACAGUCCAUCCUCACAUCCCGACUGGCACGUCUCCUCCCAAUGGCCAACUUGCCACGGUCUCGAGUGCAGUCUACUUGCCCCACCUCCACACCCUCUGCCUGGUCAACAAGAGCUCCUACAUCUCCCGAAUCUUCCAGCUCAUCACCGCCCCAUCCUUGACCACGCUCUCCAUCCGGGCGCGGACGCUCUUCAACCCCGAACAGACGAUCAACAUGCUGCGACGAUCCAAGGCGUCUCUGCAGCUUCGGAAACUCGUUAUGCAGAGCUCGAAGGAUCCGGAGGUUGUGUGGGAGGAGAACUAUGGGAUUGUGGGUCUUUUGGUGGAGGUGAAGGGUGUACGAGAGUGUGUCCUCCGGGUCAGUCGAUCUGCCGACGAGAUCAUACCACGAUUGACGGUCAAGAGGGGGAUGGGCGGCGCCGCCUCCUUGAGGUCAUCCUCGGGAGGUUCGGGUUUCGGGUUUGCUGGGGCUCUGGGCACAGGGUACGCGAAUGGCGUCACCAGACCUGGUAAUGGUACGGCCAUGGGGGCACCGGGAAUGGUCCUCCUUCCGAACCUGCAGAAGUUUUCGUUACACGAUUCGUUCUGCGUGUCGACGGCGGAUGUGAAGGCGAUGUUGGAGAGUCGGAUUUCGAAUACUGCUGUUGCUUUGGUGGACGAUCCUGAGGAGGAUUGUGGGGAGGUUGGCGGGGUUGCGAGGUUGAAGGAGGUGCGACUGGAGCUAUCACGACCUGCGCCGCCAAAGUAUGGGGAGUUGGAAGAGCUUAAGAAGUUGGCUUUGGAGAAGGGCGUGGAGAUGAGUAUCUCUGUUUGA